This is a messenger RNA of Lolium perenne, 930 nucleotides long. NCBI's taxonomy places the organism in Eukaryota, Viridiplantae, Streptophyta, Magnoliopsida, Poales, Poaceae. The record is from RefSeq and is a predicted model, not a curated record.
AUGCAGGCACCGUCCACCGCGCAGGCCCCUCCGUCUUACCCGCCAACAAUGCUGACCACCGUGCCAUUUCCUUCGACCGAGCAAGCUCCCCAGCCACCUCCCAUUGAAACACAGGAGGACACCACUGGCCAUCCCGAUAGCAUGAACAUCGAGGAGGAGCCGUUGUUCGCUGAGGAGCUCACACAAGUCGCCGCUGCACAAGCUCGAGGUCGCCGGGUUAGCAAAAGAACCAGAAACUACACGGUGCAGGAGGACAAGAUGCUCGUCGAUGGAUGGUUGACCAUUGGGCAAGAUGCAUUGACAGGUGCCGAACAGAAGUGGACCGCGUUCUGGCGCCAGAUAUAUGAAUACUUCCAUGAACAUCGCAAAUACGGACAGGAGGCAUUUGAGAGCGACCGCAGCGAGAUAUCCGUCCAAAAGAGGUGGGGAGCAAUUCAAACGGGAUGCAACAAGUUCCAGGCGGCGUAUGAUCACUCGAAGCGGAUGCCCGUUAGCAUCAUGGGCAUGAAGGACUUGGUGUGGCAAGCUUUGGAUUUCUACAAAAGUAACAAUGAACAAAAGACCUUUGCAUUCCCUCAUUGUUGGAAGGAACUCCAUGGCACCCCCAGGUUCCAGGAGGGGUACGAGGGGUACAUGGCGACCUUGACUGGAAGCAAGACCGCCAAAGAUGCCACGGCCGACCAGCUGGAACUGGAGGCGGUGGUGGCGGAGGCGGAGGUUGCGGAGGCGGAGGCGGCAGAGCACACGGAAUUGCGCCUCGCGGCGACCAGGGCAGAAAUCGCCGACGCCAGGACCGAGCUCGCCAACGCCAGGGCGGCGCUCGCGGAGGCGCGUGCGGUGAUGGCGGCCCCACCUGCGGAUAGGGCCCGCUUCCACGCCCAGCUGGAAGGGUUGCAGGCGGCGGCCGCGGAGGCGGCCCAGAGCGGAUGA